AUGAUGGUUCAUCCACCUCCCACUCCACCUCACAACAAUCGCAUGUCCCCUGACCAUCAAGCAUUGACUCCACCGGUCAGACCUAACAACAGAACCUUAGGCAAGUCAUCUACUGGGAAGAGCUCUAUUGUUCCCAAUACAGUGACAAAACCAAAGAAGGCCAUCAAGCAGGGCAAACCUAAACAACCAGCCAAAAAGGCCCGUACAAGUGCAGGUGUCCAAUUUCAGGAAACAUCUCCUGCUCAAACCUUGGCGGCCCCGGCUGUUCAAGUAGACAUGUCUCACAUGGAAGGGGACAACACCACUGCUGCGUCUCAAGAUGAGAGCCAAACCUCAUCUCUUACUGCGUCUACCCCGCGAGGUGGAGGGCCUCCAUUCUUCUCUCCUCCUCCUGGGAAGGCUCCGAGUGAUGGCGCCAGUAAAUCUUCUCCGUCCGCCCGUGAAGCUCCCCGCUCCGCAGAGGGGACAUGA
Cylindrotheca closterium is the source of this 471-nucleotide messenger RNA. The record is from the annotation of a GenBank genome assembly. NCBI's taxonomy places the organism in Eukaryota, Bacillariophyta, Bacillariophyceae, Bacillariales, Bacillariaceae.